AUGAAAUCUGAGUCUGUGGUGGCAGACCCUUUCCAGGCCCCUACAAUCAAGCAACCUCACCAAUCACUUGCUGCUUCAUGCCCGGUUGCAUCUGACUCUGCUGGUUCACCUUCUAAACAGCGAGCUGGAGCUCCUACUAUUCCCGCGCCAGCUUCCACUCUAGCUCCCUUCGGCCUCGAAGAUCAUCAGGUUCUAUCUUUUGUAGAUUCUGGUCUGGAAAGUACCCUUGCCCUGCCUGAUGCUGUAGCAGCUUAUACGGAUGCGUUGAAAGUCUUCUGCGCUCUAUUAGGCUGUGGGGCCCAGAUCUUCUUGAAUAAACUAAAGUUGCCCCUUGGAAUGAAGCCUCUUAGGCUGUCUACCUUUGAUUCAAGAGUCUCACCUUGGCGAUCUACUGAGAAGGUCGUAUCCAUGGUCUCGACUCGCUCAUACCCGGCCCACCUCUCUGAGGGGGACUUCCUUGCUAUGCCACCAUCCUAUUAG
Molecule: messenger RNA, 480 nt
Organism: Vicia faba (fava bean)
Lineage: Eukaryota; Viridiplantae; Streptophyta; Magnoliopsida; Fabales; Fabaceae
Source: the annotation of a GenBank genome assembly